This is a messenger RNA of Musa acuminata subsp. malaccensis (wild Malaysian banana), 2192 nucleotides long. RefSeq names its product pentatricopeptide repeat-containing protein At5g10690. Gene Ontology annotation, molecular function: protein binding. NCBI's taxonomy places the organism in Eukaryota, Viridiplantae, Streptophyta, Magnoliopsida, Zingiberales, Musaceae. The record is from RefSeq and is a predicted model, not a curated record.
GAGCGGGUACGACGACGAGCUGCCGUUGGCGGCGCUUUGGCUCCACAGGGCAACAGGGAAGGGGGUGUGACCUCUGGAGUACGUGGUGGAGAACGGCCAUGGUUUCGGAGGAACCGGGUGGGAGAUGGCCGAGUUUAAGCGAUCGAACCAGUGGUUGUUGAUCACACAAUCCAAUUGUGAUGGGACCGCAUCAGCCCUCCGGCUUAUCCCUUCGCUUUAUCCCUACUUCAUCCAACAGGAAGCAAUAACGCCUUUGCUCCGCAGCGAUGCACAGCAUCGGCCUUCCCUUUCGCGCUCCUCCUCCUCCCUUCCUUGAGGUCGCUCCUUGGCCCUCGAAUCCCCCAUCUCGAACCCUCCUUCCUCCCCGCGCCUCGCUCUCCUCCUCCGCCUAUUCUCCCUCUCGCCGCCUCCCGAAGCCCCCGUCGGUGCCAACGAAACCCCUCCCUAGCCCCGAUCUCCGAUGGCUCACCUCUCGCAUAGUCAAGCUCUCGCGCCGGCGGCAGCUCGAUCAGAUCUUCGAGGAGGUGGAGAUCGCCAAGAGGCGGUACGGCCGGCUGAACACGAUCGUCAUGAACGCUGUGAUGGAGGCCUGCAUCCACUGCCAGGACGUGGGUUCCGCACGUCAGGUGUUUGAGGAGAUGUCUGGACCAGAUGGCUGUGGCGUGGAUAACGUCUCCUUUGGGAUCUUGUUGAAGGGUUUAGGUGAGGCUCGAAGAGUUGAUGAAGCAUUCCAAAUGCUUGAGUCUAUAGACAAAGGUUCUGCUUUUGGGGGAUUGCAAUUGUCAGCUCAUGUCAUCUAUGGGCUGUUGAAUUCUCUUCUCCAGUCAGGAGAUUUAUGGCGUGCCAAUGGUCUUAUUGCGCGUUACCGUUUUGUGCUUCAUAAAGAGGGUCAAUCCCUAUUACUGUACAAUUUACUGAUCAAGGGAUAUACAAACAGUGAUUUCCCUCUUGGUGCUUUAGCUGUUCGGGAUGAAAUAUUGCGUCAAGGGUUGAAGCCUGAUAAAUUGACCUACAAUACAUUAAUUUUUGCAUGUGUCAAAUCUGGAAGAAUAGAUGCUGCAGUUCAGUUGCUUGCAGAAAUGAAGGAAGAAAAUGAAAAGUCUAGUUGUUGCGAACUCAUACCGGAUGCUGUCACUUACACUAUUUUACUUAAGGGCUUUGGAAACAACAAAGACUUGCAUUCAGUUAUCAAGACGGUGGAAGAGAUGAAAACUUCUGAUCUUUUUAUUGAUAGAACUGCAUAUACAGCAAUGGUUGAUGCACUGCUGGCAUGUGGAUCAAUCAAGGGUGCUCUUUGCAUGUUUGGAGAGAUAAUAAAGCAGUCUGGCAAGGAUAGUAAUAUUAGGCCAAAGCCUCAUCUCUAUCUUUCCAUGAUGCGGGCUUUCGCUAUGAGGGGAGACCUUGAUAUGGUCAAAAGGCUAAAUAUAAGAAUGUGGUCUGAUUCUGUUGGAUCAAUUUCUCCUUUAGUUCAAGGGGAAGCUGAUGAGCUUCUGAUGGAGGCAGCAAUAAAUGACAACCAGGUUGAUUUUGCUAAGGUUGUUUUGUCCAAAAUAAUUACCAGACGGCAAGGAUUUUCUUGGACAAGUAGGGGAGGCAUGGUAUUUACAAUAAUCUUUUAUAUUUCAGAUUUUGUGACUGCAAUCAAAGUAGAGGCUCUAUCAGGAUUCACCUGUUCCAUGCUUAGGCCUUACAUCCUUCCUCAGGUUUUGGUGGAUGAUCCAGUCGAGAAGUAUAUGACAGCUUUUGAUGAUGCCAACCCAUUACCUUGUAGCAUGACACUGAAUAAAGUCGUCAUGCGUUUCUUUAAGGAUUCUGCCAUUCCAGUCGUGGAUGAUUGGGGCAGCUGUGUCGGAAUUGUUUAUCGCAAUGAUUGCAACAAGAUAGAUGCACCAGUUUCUUCGGUGAUGAGGGGACCGCCACCUUGUGUAACUACAUCGACAUCCAUUGGCCGAGUCAUCGAUCUCCUGCUGGAGAAGAAGUAUGAAAUUGUAGUAGUUGUUCGAAACAGUAGUGUAUAUGAGACCAUUUACAGCUGUAGUUCCAGGCCAGUAGGAGUUUUUACUCUCAAGAAUUUGUUCCCGCUUUUACAUGUUACAGACCAGUAGCAGUAAAGUCCACGUCGUUUCUUUUGUAGAUUUAAUCAAAGUUCAUGGACAUGAAAGUCUUGGGAAAUUUAUCUUUUGGCAUUUUUA